This is a messenger RNA of Amblyraja radiata (thorny skate), 2026 nucleotides long. Its product is annotated as MARVEL domain-containing protein 3-like. Gene Ontology annotation, biological process: myelination. The coding region runs from base 244 to 1401 and encodes 385 amino acids. Lineage: Eukaryota; Metazoa; Chordata; Chondrichthyes; Rajiformes; Rajidae. Gene Ontology annotation, molecular function: structural constituent of myelin sheath. The transcript has 4 exons. The record is from RefSeq and is a predicted model, not a curated record. Gene Ontology annotation, cellular component: membrane.
AGGCAUGUGUUGCUUCGCUGGCAACUUCCACCCGGGCGAGUUUCGGUCAGGUGCUCGGGAGUCGCUUGUCCGCAUAUUUUGCGUGCUCCACAUUUUUAAGAAGACGAUCGGCGAUCAGCACAACCUCAGAACGCUAAAAAAUGUCUUGGUUGUUGGGCCGAAGUUUGUGCCGCUUGCAGCAGUGGUUGGGGAGCUGCCGCGGUGUGUAGUCGCAGGAGGAGCACACCAACACUGACUGAGACAAUGGCCCACUCAGCAAACAAGGCGGAUGUAAAUUUAAGAGAACAAGACAACAAGCAUUGUCAUCAUGAACAUUAUAGUAAGCAUUCCAAUCCUCGCAAAAGUCACGGCGACGGCAGCAGAAACACCAGAGGAAGAGAUUACUCGCAACAGAAUAGCGAUCCACAUAGAGAUGUGAGGAGGGGAAUGCCAGAAGGGAAAAGAUCUCAAGUUCGAGAUGUCCACAAUCGUGGAGAUCGUACAAGGGAAGACAAGCAGAGAAUGGAAAGGGAAUACCACAAAAGGAAGAAUCGAAGCCAUCCCUCCAAAUGUGACCGAGAAGAUUAUUUACAAACACAUGAAGACAUAUCGCACAGUAACCAGCAGCCAAAUUACAAAACUGAAAAAGAGAUUCCUUUACCACAUGAUGGUCGAGAUUUCUACGGAUAUAAAUAUUAUGCUGAAACUUUACCAUCUGAAUAUGUAAUAACUGAAGGUAAAAUAUCUAUGCAUGAAUUUAAGCAUGAAGAUUCAGGAGAAAUUUCAAACCGUUCCAGCUGUCUUUACCUCUGCACAAAUCGAGGUAUAGUACAGAUGCUGGAGGCCGUGUUAAACCUGCUGGUGUUGGUGUGUGUGGUGGCAUCAUAUGUCGUUCUCUCGGGAUACAGCAGCAAUGGCGGACUGGCAACAAGCUUCUUCAGCAUCAACAGCAAUUAUUCUCCACUUGAAGGGGAACAACUAAAGGAUGUACAGAAACUUGAUCGAGAGUUUAUUUUAAUGCGAGCACCUGGACUCUACUCUGGCAUUGGAGUGACCAUCGCCAUGUUUGCCAUUACUCUGGCCAUUAUGAUUAAGGGCGCUCAGAAUUUACAUACUAUGCCCUUGAAGUGGUUGAUUUUUGAAGUAAUAUUCAAUAUACUGGCUUCUCUGGGUUAUGCAGCAGCAGUUGGUGUUUACUUGUAUUUUGUCCUGCAGGUUAAUGGCACCGACAUUUGCAAGAGGAGGGAGCGCGUUUAUGCACGAUAUGGUCUGAACUGGAUGAAUUGUGACUUGUCUGGAUCCGAUGCUGCCGCAGCCUGUUUUGCCAUAAUCCUUGUCAUAUGUCAUUGUGUGAGUGCUAUACUGGCUGCAAAAUUAUGCCGAACAGUCAGAGAACUAAACAAAAACACCCCACAUUCUUAAAAUAAUAUUAUGUAUUAAUUCUAUCGUAAGGUGCAGCAUAAUAUGCAGUGGUAUACAGAACACAAACAUUAGAUCCUAAAUUAAAAUAAAAUUAUUAGCUGGAUAUGGAAGAGGAACUAUAUCUAAUUUUGUACUGAGAGAAAACUUGUAGACUUAAUCAGUACAUUUUACUGCUUAUGAAGGAAAUUAAAUUUAAAAAAAGUUCAAAGCCUAUUUACAGCAUUAAUAUUCCUUCCUCCCAGGGUUUUGUUUCAAUUCCAAUUGGUAUUCUAAUGAUGAAUGUAUUUUUUUAAUUCAAAGGUUAAUUAUUUUCAGAUUAGCUAUUAGAUAAUGGGUGACCAAAAAACCCCCCUCAAAAUGCAUCCACGGUAUUGAUUGUGUUCAAUCAACCGUGUGAACCUCUGUUACCAACUCAAAGUUGUUUAUGUUAUCAAUCACCAAAUCAUCUUCUUCUAUCUGCACUGCAUGGCCCCCUUCACUAAGAUCCUCACAACAUUAUUAAAAUCAGCAGCGUUUGACGACACUGGGCCUGUAUUUGCUGGAGUUUCUUUAGUCAGAGGGUGGUGUAUCUGUGGAAUUAAUUGCCACAUAAGGCUGUGGAGGCCAAGUCAAUGGAUAUUUUUAA